Moesziomyces aphidis is the source of this 711-nucleotide messenger RNA. The record is from the annotation of a GenBank genome assembly. NCBI's taxonomy places the organism in Eukaryota, Fungi, Basidiomycota, Ustilaginomycetes, Ustilaginales, Ustilaginaceae.
AUGCCUGCUUCUAACAUUCGGAAAGUCGCCCAAAAAAUCCCAGAAAUUCCGACUGCAGAUAGUCUCCAGCCUCAGGCAGGGUCGAUCACCACCAACCAGCCUCACCGUCGCUCUGCCGCCCUAACACUCGAGGAGCAUCGCAUCUCCAAUCUCGAGCCUCUCAUCGCUUCUUCUCCACCUCUGUCUACCUACACCCCAUACUCGCCCUCGACCAUGUCUCUGUUGCGAACGACUGUGGCCGGUGCCUCGCGCUCCAGCGGUGUGCUUCGCACUACGUCCGCCUCCGUGCGCCACCUCUCGACGUCCAGGGUCAACGCCGCAGCUCGCGACGCCAAGGAUCCUCAGCUGGGCGACUACCCGGACCUGCCGUUUGUCAGCCUGCAGCAGCGCAAAUACUCGCCCAAGUGGUGGGACACACAAGAAAAGCGAAACUUUGGCGAGACGCUUCACGAGCAAGACGAUGUGCUUUCGGUCUGGGCGCCUGACGUACACGCCGUGCCCGCCAGCUCGGCACUCCGCCAGUUCAUCGUUGCCAUCGGCGUCGUCGGCGUAUUUGGCUCCAUCGUCUAUGCUGCCACGCCCGAAAAGCCCGCACUGCCAAGGACGUACCCGCGAGACGGCCUCGCCGCCGAACUUGGAGGCGAGCAGGUUGCAGCUCCUAAGGAAGGCGCUUUCAGCGGGGAGGAGGACGAGGAGGAGGACGACGAAUAG